AUGUUUGAUUUCGGAUUUCAUGAUUGGUACAAUCCUCAGUAACUAAGAUGCAGGGGACUUAUUCAUUAUGGAAAUAGAUUUGAGAAGCUUGAAAAUUUGUAUUUCAUUCCUCUUACUAAUCCUGAUGGAGAUUAACUUCAUAUAUUAUGUGAGAAAUGUAGUAAAACCGAGCGAACUUAAAGAAUUAGUGUACAAUCGACAUACACUUUUGCAAUAUCGUGGUUUAAGCAAUUUGAAUUACAUUAUUUGGGGUAUUUGACCAAUAAUACUUUACUCACAAAAAGGUAAGAAAAUGAAAUUUAAAAGAGAGAAUUCUAGGAGAAGUUAUUAUUAUUGUCAUCUUGUAUCAAUGACUUAAAUCAUAACAAAAUCGACUCCUUUUUAUAAACUGUAUGGAAUUCUAAAAUGAUCUAAAAUAAAAUAAUUGACCAAUCUUAUGAACAAUAAGCAUUUUUGGCUUAUGUAAAAUAGCAAAGCAAUCAACUGUUCGCUUUGGCUUCCAGACACUUUUAUAAUAUCUUUCUAAAAGCAGAUGCCAAACUCAAAAGUUAAGAUGAGAGUGCUAUUGUACAAAUUGAAGUUUCAAAAGACUUCGUAAUUUUAUUGGAAAAUUCUUUACUAGUUAAUAAACAAUCAAUAAUUUCUGUCUAUCUCUAUCCCAGUUUAGAGUAUGUUGAUUCCACUAAGCAUGAAAACUUAAAUGUUAAAGAAAUAGUGAUAAAAACAAGUGUGUUAUCUAAUCUAUUAGUAAUUCAACACAAAAAUUAAUUGAGGGUAAAUGAGAUUUCUGUUAAAACUGGAAAAAAAGAGGAAUACACACUUUAAUUUCUUCUUAAUUAUUAAUAUCGUCACAAUUGUGAAAUUAUAGACUCUAUUAUAGAGGAUAAUAGAAUAAUCUUUAUUGAUCAAACCUAUAAACUAUUUGCUUUAAAUCCCUAAACGAAAGAAAUUUAAUUCCUAACUAAGAAGCUGUAAGGUCUUUAAAAGGCUAAUUAAACACUGGUGGCUCUCUUUCAUUUUUAUAAAGAGCUUCUGAUUAUUGAAUUAUGCAAUAAAGUACUUACUAUGUCAUUAAAAAAUUGUAAAUUCUAGAAAUCUAGUUAAAUUGUAGAAGAAAAAACUUUGGCUGUGUCUCAUUUUUGUAAGUCUAACAAGAUCAAGUACUAGGUUCUACAAAAAUAUGAAAAUACUGAAGGCAUUUUUAAAAAUGAGAUAGUGGCAUGUAGUUUUUAAUGCAAUAAACAAUUGAGAAGAUUAAAAUUAAGAAAUUCUACAAAGCAAGGCAAUAUCAAGUUGUCACUAAAAAAGGACUUAAGAACUUUAAUUCUGCUAUCUAAUGAAUACAUUUCAGUGUAUGAUAUGUAGAAGGGUGUUCUGGUAUUUUGCUUGCCAUUUGCUUAAAAGUUUAAUGCUAACAAUUACGAUUUUUAGGGGUACUUUUUAGUUCAAAAUUAAGAGAGUAGGGCUUUGAUUUGGAAAUAAGAAAAACUAUUUGAAAGAGACAUUAGAUUAUUUUUCAAAAGACUUUGA
Paramecium octaurelia is the source of this 1530-nucleotide messenger RNA. The record is from the annotation of a GenBank genome assembly. Lineage: Eukaryota; Ciliophora; Oligohymenophorea; Peniculida; Parameciidae.